This is a messenger RNA of Psammomys obesus (fat sand rat), 4172 nucleotides long. RefSeq names its product D-glutamate cyclase (gene Dglucy). The transcript has 16 exons. Gene Ontology annotation, molecular function: D-glutamate cyclase activity. Bases 638 to 2542 code for a protein of 634 amino acids. Gene Ontology annotation, biological process: glutamate metabolic process. NCBI's taxonomy places the organism in Eukaryota, Metazoa, Chordata, Mammalia, Rodentia, Muridae. The record is from RefSeq and is a predicted model, not a curated record.
CCGGCCCAAGCAUGGAGACCCGAGUCUGAGCUGGACAGAACAAGCCCGUGGUGGUGGUGGCAGGCCUCCCCAGAAACUCCUGUGAGCUGAAGAAAAGGGACCUUUAUGCCUUUCAGAAGGAGGCUCGUUCUGCAAGGCUGAGGAAACAAGGCAAAGAAUUGUGUGUCACUCUAGUCCAGACGUCUCAAACCAACAAACUGUACAAAGAGGUGCUCCGGAAGGCAGUGGAUGAGGACACCACCUCACUUCAGAAUACAUGGCUCAGGCUGCACAUUUGGUCGCCCAGGAGCAGUGAGUCAUCACUCAGAGUAUGGUGUCUCCUCUUCUGCAAAAACGUCACCAAAGCCCCAUCUAGGAGAACUAAGACGGGAGAUGAAUAUCAGCAUCUCAGUUGCACUUCGCUCAGGGCCGGAGAAUGUGCUCUGAUGAAUAACACCGACACAGAAAGAGGGAAACAUAUCCACUGAGUGCCUGCUAGGCACCAGACACCUACUAAACGUAGGAAGAUAUUGAGGAAGGAGACACCUAAGCCAGACAGCAGUGGGUUCACCAGAGGUUAUGAUGGAAAAGGAGUUCAAUAUUCAGUCCUUGAAGAAACGUGGUUCUGGCCCUACCAUCAUAUUGUGAUUAAUAAGGAAUGGUCUGUGCUAUUACUAAGGUUCCUGGCAGCCCAUUCAGGGAUGGUAUGGUGCCUUUCUCACUUCUUUCAAGGUCCUGUCUUCCCUCUGCUCUAAGGAGUCUACCAAAGGCAGCACACAUUAGAAACACAUCCAGCAUGACUGAAGGGCUCCAACCGGCUGGUGUGGUGGUCCUGCCCAGAUCCCUAGCACCAGCCUUUGAAAGCUUCUGCCAGGCCAACCGUGGUCCUCUGCCCCUGCUGCACCAAAGUGAGCCAAGGAAGAUGCUGCUUCACUUGAGCCCUGUUCCAGACAUAAGGGCCGCCUGUCCACAGUUUCAGAAAUACGAGCUUGGCACCUGCACAGGCAUCCUGGCCUCACUCGAAGAGUACUCAGAGCAGCUAAAGGACAUGGUGGCCUUCUUCAUGGACUGCAGCCUCCCCAUAGACGAGGCCUUGGAACGGGCUGGAGUUCCCAGAAGAGACCCAGCAGGCCCCAGCCACACAGGAGCAUACAAGACAUCAGUGCCGUGUGCCGCCACUGCUGGCUUCUGCUGCCCUCUGGUGGUCACAAUGAGACACGUCCCCAAGGACAAGCUGGAAAGGCUGCUGCAGGCCACUCACUCCGUGGGAGGACAGCAAGGACAACCCAUCCACAUUGGCGACCCAGAACUUUUGGGAAUCAAGGCGCUUUCCGAACCUGACUACGGGAGUUAUGUGGAGUGUCAGCCGGGGGAUGUCCCAGUGUUCUGGCCUUCUCAGCUGACCAGUCUGGAAGCAGUCGUCAACUGCAAGGCUCCGUUGGCUUUCACCAGCACUCCAGGCUUCCUGGUGAUGAUCCCGAAGGACACGGUGUCUCCAGCGGUUCGUCCGACUCCCGAGAUGGUCCCAGAAGUCCACGCCAUUUCCAAAGACCCUUUGCACUACAGCAUAGUGUCCGCCUCCGCUGCUCAAAAGAUCAGAGAGCUGGAGUCCACAAUCGCCAUAGACCCAGGAAAUCGAGGGAUCCGGCAUCUGCUACUUAAAGAUGAGUUGCUGCAGGCUGCUCUGUCACUGUCUCAUGCCCGCUCAGUACUGGUCACCACUGGAUUCCCCACUCAUUUUAAUCAUGAGCCCCCAGAGGAAACAGAUGGCCCACCGGGAGCCAUCGCUUUAGCUGCCUUCCUGCAGGCUCUGGGGAAGGAGGCCACCAUGGUGGUAGACCAGAGAGCCUUGAACUUACAUAUGAAGAUUGUGGAAGAGGCCGUUAAGCAAGGGGUUCUGAAGACGCCAGUCCCCAUAUUAACCUACCAAGGAGGAUCAGUGGAAGAUGCUCGGGCAUUUUUAUGCAAAGAUGGGGACCCCAAGUCUCCUAGAUUUGACCAUCUGGUGGCCAUAGAGCGUGCAGGAAGGGCCGCUGAUGGCAGUUACUACAAUUGGAGGAAGAUGAACAUCAAGCAUUUAGUUGACCCCAUUGAUGACAUUUUCCUCGCCGCACGGAAGCUUCCUGGAAUCUCAUCAACUGGCAUUGGUGAUGGUGGCAAUGAACUUGGCAUGGGCAAGGUCAAGCAGGCCGUGAAGAAGCACAUAAGAAAUGGAGAUGUCAUUGCCUGUGACGUGGAGGCCGACUUUGCUGUCAUUGCCGGUGUUUCUAACUGGGGAGGCUAUGCCCUGGCCUGCGCACUGUACAUUCUGAACUCAUGUCAAGUCCAUGAGCGCUACCUGAGGAAAGCAACUGGAUCUUCCACAGUGACUGGGGAGCAGAGCUGGAUUCAGGCCCUGCCAUCUGUCACUAAGGAAGAAAAAAUGUUGGACAUCUUGGUACAGAACCAAGUCCGGAGUGGAGUCUCGGGCAUCGUGGGCAUGGAAGUAGAUGGGCUGCCUUUCCAUGGUGUUCAUGCCGAGAUGAUCCAGAAGCUGGUUGACGCCGCCACAGGGCGUCCAUGACCAACUGUGCUGUCCGUGUACAAAGUCCCCACCUGAUGGCUAGCCUGUGUCUAGGCAGGAGUCCCAGAGGCAUCGCUCUAACUGUUCUUCACCCUAGUGUCUGCAGGCCACCCUUACGGUCUGCUCUGAGAAUCUUUUUGCCUGCUACUUAAGAGAUAACUUGUGGGUAGGGCGCAGUGGCGCACGCCUGUGGUCCCAGCACUCAGGGAGGCAGAGGCAGGCAGAUUGCUCUGAGUUCGAGGCCAGCCUGGUCUGCAAAGCAAGUCCAGGGGAGCCAAGCUACACAGAGAAACCCUGUCUUGAAACCCCCCCCCCAAAAAAAAACAACCAAACAAAAAGGGAUAAUUUGUGUGCAGUUAACUGUAAGGCAGAGUGUAAGAAUGAGCAUCAGCCAGGCAGUGAUGGCACAGGCCUCUCAUCCCAGUGCUCCAGUACUCAGGGGGCAGAGGCUCACAGAUCUCUGAGUUUGAGGCCAGCCUGGGCUACAGAGCAAGUUCUGGGACAGCCAGGGUUACACAGAGAAACCCUGCCUUUAAAAAAAUAAAAAACCAAAAAAAGCAUCACCAUGGCCUGGGCUAACGGAAGAAGGAUAGAGUGCCCACACCUGGAGUGUUGGGUUAAAACACUGUGUUUUAACACUCAGCACCAGCAGCAGCAAAACACUUAUACCUCUGAAACUGCUUUCUUUUUCUAGUGGUGAUCCGCUUACAAUUUGAACGGUUCUCCCACAACACCCUCCCGCCUUCACAUCCCACUGUCCCUCACCCCCAUUCGCCUCUUUAAUAUGAGUUUAUGAAACUCAUACUUUCCAUCUUACUCCUAGCCCUGGCCAGACUCCUUGCCCUCUUUCUAUGGGCAGGAAGCCAUUUUUGCCAGUAGAGACCAAAGGUGAGUCAGACCUGCCCAGGGCUCAGGCAGAUGAGCUCACCCCGAUCUUUCACAACCUCCACGCCCAAUUUUCUCAGCAAAAUCAGAAACUGAGCCGCUGACCACGCCCCGUUAUAUGCUUAGUCAUGACAUCUUGUGUGAGUCUGCCAAGAGCUGUUGCAUUUCUUUAAACAUGGCUUGUGUGGUUCUUCAAGGGGCAUUCAUUGUGAAGAAGGAGCCCAUGGUAGAGAUUUCACACUCCAAUAAAGUCUAAGUGCAAAAAGAAAAGCCAUUUUAGUAUGAGCUUCUACUGUCUGCUCUCUGCUUGCUCUCCUGGCCAGGGUUCACACCCACAGGGUUCAUACCUGCAGGACUCUAUGCUUGUGCUGUGGGAAGACACUCAAAAUGAGGGCCAGUCCUCCACCUGAGACCUCUCGGCUCAGCGAACACCACACCAUGAGGUACUCUGAUAAAGAAAAUACCCUGACAAUUAAACAAAAAUAAAAUAAAAUAGAGGACUACCUGAGUUACCACGGUCACUACGGAAAAGCUGCCAACAAUCUUAUGAUUCAUGUUUCGGAGAAGAUAGUCAUGGAUUUGGCUCUCCCAAAAAGUACAGCAGAAUUCUGCCCCGGCACUGUGUGAGCUGAGGAGCCACGGCGUCAUGAGUUAUUCUUGCUCCGUGAAGAAAUGCAUGGGGAAGUGAAUGAGCUAUUUAAGGAAAAGGCUAAGGCCCACUUACGUUCAGAGAUGGCAGAACGGC